Molecule: messenger RNA, 2190 nt
Organism: Penicillium odoratum
Lineage: Eukaryota; Fungi; Ascomycota; Eurotiomycetes; Eurotiales; Aspergillaceae
Product: ankyrin repeat domain-containing DHHC palmitoyltransferase family protein
Exons: 6
Coding region: 1-2190 (729 amino acids)
Biological process (GO): protein palmitoylation
Cellular component (GO): Golgi membrane
Molecular function (GO): palmitoyltransferase activity; protein binding
Source: RefSeq, a predicted model, not a curated record
AUGUCUUCCAAGACAUCUCCAUCGGAGACCUUAGGCAGUAGUCCGUCAGGCCAGACCCCCGGCUCCACCCCCACUGGGAAUGGUUCAACCCCUCCGGAUGCCGAUGUCGAACUCACGAGUAUACGGCCCGAUGCGCCCAGGCCUUCAAUUCCUAUAGGGGAGGAUAUCAUGCAGUUGGCUCGGAUUGGAGAGAUUGGCGCUAUGCAGAAUCUCUUUGCGACUAAGAAUCUGACCGCAAAUCAUACCGAUGCAGAGGGCAUUACACCACUACACUGGGCGGCGAUCAAUAACCAAUAUGCGAUGUGCAAGUUCCUCAUGGACUCCGGUGCCGAUGUGAAUGCCAAGGGUGGAGAGUCGGUUGCCACACCUGCCAUGUGGGCAGCGCAACGGUGUCAUUAUUAUAUUGUCAACCUGCUCCUUUCAUAUGGUGCGGAUCCUCUCUUGACCGACGUUCAAGGCUACAACAUUCUUCAUCUCGCGACCAUUGACGGCAAUGCUUUCCUCGUCCUACUCCUCCUUCACCAAGAGAUCCCCGUGGAUGUCGUUGAUCAGCAAGGUCAUACCGGGUUGAUGUGGGCGGCAUACAAGGGAUAUCCGGCCUGUGUGGAUCUGUUCCUGCGAUGGGGUGCCAACGCGAAUGCGGUGGACGAAGGCGGGUUGACCCCGCUUCACUGGGCGUUGGUGAAGGGCUCCUUGCCCUCUGUGUUGAAACUAUUGGAAUAUGGUGCAGAUCGGUUCGCAAAGACCAGCGAUGGCAAGUCACCCAUGACGGUAGCACAAGAAAUGAACACACUGCGGAUCUGGAACCGCGCUCUGGCCGAGCGAGGGUAUGAACCAGAUGGCACCCAGAAACCGGUCCCAAUGGGCCUAGCCACAUUCGUCCGGAACAAGAGCCUCAUGGCCAAGUUCUUCUUCCUCUGGCCGUUCCUGACUCUCCUUGUUGCCAUCUGGAUGUUGAGUAACCUACCGAUUCUCCUUGGUUUACCACUCACCCUAGUCACUCUAUUUGGCAUGCAAUGGACUGCACAGCAAAUUGCCAACCGCGGACCCGCUGAGUAUCGUAUCCUGCAAAAGACGCCGUAUCUGGCAGGUGUCUUUGCCGCAACUUUGUUCUGGGUGGGCUUCCGUUAUAUCUUCCAAAUUCUACCUGCCACUUACUCGUCGUAUCCCAUCUUGAACAUCGUGUUUGCAGUUUUUUACUGUUUAACGGCCUUUUUCUACACCAUGGCCAUGAUCGGAGAUCCGGGCUACGUUCCGAAGAUCAGCAGCCGGAACCAGCAGCGAGAAAUGGUGAAGCAGCUGUUUGAGUUGUGGAAGUUCGACGAGGAGAAUUUUUGUGUUCCCUGCAUGUCAAGAAAGCCACUCCGAAGCAAGCAUUGUCGACGAUGCGGCCGUUGUGUUGCUAAGCAUGACCACCACUGCCCAUGGAUUGACAACUGCGUUGGAGCGAAUAACCUCCGUCACUUUGUUUUAUACAUUGUCUGUCUCGAAAUUGGCAUCAUCCUAUUUGUGCAGCUUACCAUCGGUUACAUCACCGAUCUGCCCUCUCCCGUAGGCGCCAAGUGCAGCAUCAUUAAUGACCAGCUAUGCGAUUACGUAUCUCGAGACACGUUCACCCUGGUUCUCAGUAUAUGGACCAUUCUUCAGUUGGUGUGGGUUACGAUGCUGUGCGCUGUACAGCUUGUCCAAGUGUCGCGCAACCAGACGACGUAUGAGAACAUGAGAGGCCACUCCAUCGACCGAUCCCUUCCCAGUUCCCAGGCAUUUGCGUCAGCCAUGACAGCUGGGACAACGUCGAUGGAUGCGGCGGGACUCUCUGCCGCCGGACAAGGCCCUAAUCCAGCCUUGGCACACUCCCACGGACCCCGGCGAAAGACUGGCUGCCUCACACAAUGGUCGGCUCUUCUGGGUAUUGACACCUUCUUUGCCACGGCCAAGGAUGGUCUUCGGGAUGGACCACAUGCGGGACGGUCUCGGAAUCCUUUCUCUCGUGGUAUAACCACCAAUUGCCGUGACUUUUGGUGUGACCCUGCCCCGAUCUUUGGCAAACGGGAGACUGGUGCUGCGAUGCUGGGAGGUGAAAUCAUCAACUAUCACGACAUGUACGAAACCCCGCUUCGCAUGCGUGCCGGUCGAUCCGGUGACGGCUACCGCAGUGUGGCAGACGAAGACCCUGAGCGCAUGGUUUAA